UUUGUCCUGUGUUAAUUAAGUGUAUUAAUAACGAUUGUAUACAGUCAUUUUUCUUCUUUUAAUUGCAAUUUCCAACCUCACUUUCGUCCUAUUGACGUCAUUGCGGAAAACAUUUGCUAUAUUUCCUCGAAAAAUUUCUUCAACUAAAUCCCAACUCAACACCCACUCGACUGUUCGUUCUUCUCGACUGAAGGAUGAAGUUUCCCAGUUUUCUCGCUGUUUUUUCUCUUCUACAGGUAAUUUUAUUGAUACCUGGACUGUGCGCGAGAAAGACUGAUUCUUGUGGCCGUUCAGUUUCCUAUCCCACAUUGGGGGAGAGGCAUUCUAAAGAAUAUUGUGCAAUGUAUGAUAUAUGUGGACAACGAAGUGAUGGGAAAGUUCUAAAUUGCCCUUAUGGUUCGCCAUCUGUGAAGCCUGAUGAUCUAUUUUCUGCCAAAAUUCAAAGCUUGUGUCCAUCAAUAAGCGGUAAUGUUUGUUGCACAGAGGAUCAAUUUGACACAUUGCGGGCACAAGUUCAGCAGGCCAUUCCUUUCCUUGUUGGUUGUCCAGCGUGCUUGAGGAACUUCUUAAAUCUCUUCUGCGAGCUUUCAUGCUCUCCUAAUCAAAGUCUAUUCAUCAAUGUGACUUCUGUUUCAGAGGUUAAUGGCAACUUAACAGUGGAUGGCAUCGACUUUUUUGUAUCUGAUGCUUUUGGAGAAGGGCUUUAUGACUCCUGCAAGGAGGUAAAGUUUGGGACCAUGAAUACAAGAGCCAUUGAAUUCAUAGGAGCUGGGGCAACAAACUUUAAAGAGUGGUUUGAAUUUAUUGGUCAGAAAGCUCCUCCUGGAUUUCCUGGUUCACCUUAUGCUAUUGAUUUCAAGUCUACUGUUCCUGACUUAUCUGGAAUGAGGCUGAUGAACGUUUCUACUUAUUCAUGUGGUGACACCACUCUUGGCUGCUCUUGUGGUGAUUGCCCUUCAUCACCUCAAUGCUCCAAUUCUGAACCUCCUUCACCACCGAAAAAAGAUCACUGCUCAAUAACUAUUGGGCCUGUUAAGGUAAGAUGUAUAGACUUUGCAUUAGCUAUAGCAUAUAUCAUAUUGGUUUUGGGACUUUUUGGAUGGGCAUUGUUUCAUCGGCAACGAGAAGGAAUACUUGAAUCCGACAGGGAACCAUUACUGAAGUCAAUAGAUGAAGAUGAAGCAAAUUUGUCUAACAUGCAAUAUGAUGAGAAUCUUGCUUUGGAGGGACGUGGGGUGGCUUCACAACUGAAAAAUGAGGCGCAACUUUCUAUUAUUCAAGGAUAUAUGUCGAGGUUUUACAGGAGUUAUGGAAUAUGGGUUGCUAGAAAUCCUACUCUUGUAUUGUUUUCAUCACUGGCAGUUGUUAUUGUGCUAUGUUUUGGUCUCAUUCGUAUUGAAGUGGAGACAAGGCCAGAGAAGUUGUGGGUAGGCCAUGGAAGUAGGGCAGCAGAAGAGAAACAGUUUUUUGACAGUCACCUGGCACCUUUCUACAGAAUUGAACAGCUUAUUUUAGCAACUUUGCCUGAUAAAACACAAGGGAAGUCCCCCAGUAUAGUGUCAGACGAUAACAUCCAAUUGCUUUUUGAAAUUCAAGAGAAGGUUGAUGGACUUCGUGCAAUUUAUUCUGGUUUGAAUGUGUCUCUUACUGAUAUUUGCUUGAAGCCACUUGGCCAAGAUUGUGCUACUCAGAGUAUUUUACAGUACUUCAAGAUGGAUCGGGAAAACUUUGAAAACUAUGGAGGAGUUACACAUGCUGAGUACUGUUUUCAGCAUUACACUUCUUCAGAGACAUGUCUGAGCGCAUUUGAGGCUCCACUUGAUCCUAGCACUGCGUUAGGGGGAUUUUCUGGGAUCAAUUAUUCUGAGGCUUCUGCAUUUGUUGUAACCUACCCAGUUAAUAAUGCAAUUGAUGAAGCAGGCAACGGGAAUGGGAAGGCAGUGGCUUGGGAAAAAGCUUUUAUUCAGUUAGUGAAGGAAGAGCUGCUACCUUUAGUUCAGUCUAGAAAUCUGUCUCUUUCCUUUUCAUCUGAAAGCUCAAUUGAGGAAGAACUGAAAAGAGAGAGCACUGCAGAUAUUAUAACAAUUGUGGUAAGCUAUCUUGUAAUGUUUGCUUACAUAUCUAUCACAUUGGGUGAUGCACCUCGUUUGUCUACUGUCUAUAUCUCAUCCAAGGUCUUGCUUGGUCUCUCAGGAGUUGUUCUUGUCAUGCUCUCCGUUCUUGGAUCUGUUGGGUUGUUCAGUGCUUUUGGGGUUAAGUCAACAUUGAUCAUAAUGGAAGUGAUACCUUUUUUGGUUUUGGCUGUUGGAGUGGAUAACAUGUGUAUACUGGUUCAUGCCGUAAAACGGCAACCAUUGGAGUUACCUUUAGAGGAGCGAAUCAGUAAUGCAAUGGUUGAAGUUGGUCCAUCCAUAACACUAGCUAGUUUGUCUGAGAUUCUUGCAUUUGCUGUUGGAGGUUUCACUCCUAUGCCAGCUUGCCGUGUCUUUUCCCUGUUUGCAGCUGUGGCUGUUUUGCUGGACUUCCUCCUACAAGUUACUGCUUUUGUUUCACUGAUAGUUUUCGACUGUCUGAGAGCCGAGGAUAACAGGAUUGACUGUUUUCCAUGCAUAAAAAUUCCGUCAUCUACUGAAGAGCCUGGUGAAGCCUUGGACUCCAGAGGACCUGAACUUUUGUCAAGAUAUAUGCAAGAAAUACAUGCACCCUUUCUUGGACUUUGGGCUGUCAAAGUGGUAGUAAUUGCCAUCUUUGUUGCUUUUUCUUUGGCAAGCAUAGCCCUUUCCACAAGGGUUGAGCCUGGUUUGGAGCAACAAAUUGUUCUUCCUCGGGACUCGUAUCUUCAGGGAUAUUUCACCAAUAUCUCAGAAUAUCUCAGAAUCGGACCGCCAUUGUAUUUUGUUGUUAAGGAUUACAAUUACAGCUUGGAAUCAAGAGAUACAAAUAAGUUAUGCUCCAUCAACCAGUGUGAUUCUAACUCUCUCUUGAAUGAGAUAUCAAGGGCAUCAUUAGUUCCUGAAUCAAGCUUCAUUGCAAAGCCAGCUGCUUCAUGGCUUGAUGAUUUUCUUGUAUGGUUAUCACCAGAGGCAUUUGGUUGUUGUCGGAAGUUUACAAAUGGCUCUUACUGUCCUCCAGAUGAUCAACCACCUUGUUGUUCACCCGAUGGAGGUUCUUGUGGCUUAGGUGGAGUCUGCAAAGACUGUACAACGUGCUUCCGCCACGCGGAUCUGGUUAAUGAUCGCCCAUCUACAGAGCAAUUUAGAGAGAAGCUUCCUUGGUUCCUUAAUGCACUGCCAUCCGCUGAUUGUGCUAAAGGUGGUCAUGGGGCUUACACUAGCAGUGUGGAUUUGAAUGGUUACGAAAAUGGUGUUAUAAAAGCAUCAGAAUUUCGUACUUAUCACACACCGGUUAACAGACAAGGUGACUAUGUUAAUGCAUUGCGAGCUGCAAGGGAGUUCAGCUCAAGAGUUUCUGAUUCACUAAAGAUGCAAAUCUUUCCCUAUUCGGUCUUCUACAUUUUCUUUGAGCAAUACCUUGAUAUUUGGAGGAUUGCUUUGACGAAUAUUGCUAUUGCACUAGGUGCUAUUUUUAUUGUCUGUCUGGUUAUCACAUCCAGUUUGUGGAUUUCCGCCAUCAUUGUACUGGUAUUGGUGAUGAUUGUUGUAGAUCUCAUGGGUGUAAUGGCAAUUCUGGGUAUUCAGCUCAAUGCAAUCUCAGUCGUGAACCUUAUCAUGUCGAUAGGGAUUGCCGUUGAAUUCUGUGUCCAUAUAGCAAAUGCGUUCUUGGUAUGUAAUGGGAAUAGAGAUCAAAGAAUGAAGGAGGCUCUUAGUACCAUUGGAGCAUCUGUAUUCAGUGGAAUCACCCUCACGAAGCUUGUAGGAGUAGUUGUGCUUUUCUUCUCAAGAUCAGAGCUUUUUGUGGUAUAUUACUUUCAGAUGUACUUAGCAUUGGUUCUUGUCGGUUUCUUGCACGGGCUUGUGUUUUUACCAGUGGUGCUGAGUUUGAUGGGUCCUCCCGCAAGAAAUAUUGCUUAAGAAAUAUAAUUGAUAACCUUGGAAUUGACUACAGAGAAUUCCCGUCAUUUCUGCAAAAACUUGGUUUUCAAAGUCCUUGAACGUUUAUCAUCCUUAACCCCAACGAUUCACAUACAACGUGUUGGUUAAAUUAUGUAAUCGGUCCCUGUAAUAUGUAGAAGUUGUGUAUUUAUUCCGGCUACCUUAAUUAGUAGGGCAUGGCUUUUGUGUUGUGA
Molecule: messenger RNA, 4246 nt
Organism: Hibiscus syriacus
Lineage: Eukaryota; Viridiplantae; Streptophyta; Magnoliopsida; Malvales; Malvaceae
Product: NPC intracellular cholesterol transporter 1-like
Exons: 39
Coding region: 195-4031 (1278 amino acids)
Cellular component (GO): membrane
Molecular function (GO): lipid carrier activity
Source: RefSeq, a predicted model, not a curated record